GAGAGACGCAUUUCCAUGAAUGAAGGUCGACAUGUAACCAGCAAACCAUCAGCAACAAUCUGUUCAAAUGAUGACAGAACAUUAACCAUUACAGGAAAUUGGAACUUGUAUUGUUAACAGUUAUUCCAUUCUUUCUAUCCUUAUCAUCAUCCAACAAUUGAACAUAAUCAGCAUCUGGUUACCUCUUAUGAUUGCUCCUAUUCCUAUUGUUAUAAACUUAUAACACUUGCUUUUUUUUUGUUUUCCUAUUCAAACCCAUUAAGAUCACCAGGAUGACAAAUUAACUCGUAACCAUCUAAUUGUAUCUGAUCCUGGAGUUGGUUGAACCAACAACGGAAACCAUAUUGAACCUGAACCAUCAAAUAAUUGUAACAUCAAAACAACAAAAAUAUGGAGUUUUUAAUCUAAAACUGGCAACUGGAAAACCAAAGCAAUCUUCAUUAGCAACAGUUGUGUACUUCAAUAUGGUAAAAUAAGUGUCCCAUUGGAUUAACUUGAUUUGAAUAAAUUGAAUAAAUUAUAACCGUCAAAUGAUGCUUAAUAAGCUACUUCUGUUUCAUGGCUAUGUGAAUCCUGAAAACUUGAGGGGUUACCCUAACAAGAUGGACCAAAACUAAGGAACCAACCAUUUGAUCAUUCCAAUUGCUGUUAUAUCAAUCGUCCGAAUCAAGUAAAUAGCAGCAAAUGGAAAUAAACAGCAAUCAUUAACAUCAUUACAACGUAAUUGUUACCAACAUUGAUGAGUAAAAAUUGAACACUUAAUGCUGUCUAGCUAUUUCCACCGGCCACCAUGAUCAUUACCACCGCCAGCAACUCCAUCAUAUGCCAUUAACACGUGUUACCAGUCGCCAUUAAUUGCAAAUGUAAUAGUCAAUUGGUUGUUUUUGUUUCAAUGUUUUUGAUUUUUUAGUUACAAUCAAAAGAUAAUCCUGUUGACGCUUGAGAAAUUAGUUUAAAUCUUAACCUUUUCAGGGUUAUCAGAAUGAUAAAUAAUACAUUACAACAACAACAAUAAAAGUGCUUUCUCUCUCCUUCAUAUCAUCAAUUUCAUCAUUUGAUAGACUCAACAUGAUCAAUGUGGUUUUCAAAUCAACGUAUUUUGUAUUGUAAUGCGCUUCAACUAAAAGUUAAAUAAACCAUUCAAAUCUAAAAUCAACCAUACAACUUACGACGCUCAUGUUCAACUGUCUUUUACAAUUGCCAUUAUUUUAAAACAACAAUUAAUGUUACACAUUUGAUGUUAUGUUUACCACUAUAUUAUCAGCUACUUCUGAAUCACCUUCCCGAUCACCAUUAUCAUUAUCAUCACCACCAACACCAGUAAUAUCCAAAGUGUAUCAUAUUCUUGUGUGCCUUCUUCAGCCUCUUGAUAACCUUUUUCCAGUUGUGAUUUAUCCUUGUUGUUUAGUCAUCAAUUGAGCCUUUUAAAGUGCAAACAAAAUGGUUUUAAAGAUGAUUAAGAUCAACGGCCCAUAACAGUGAGAUAUUAUCAAAUAGGACAAACGGAGAGACAAAACCAUCACAAUGAUAAUAACUACAAUGAAGAAAUCAACAGCAACAAUGAUAAUCUGCACAAAUCAUCUCAUCUCAGCUACUUCAAUCAACGAUUACACUUUUCAUCAUCACCAUCACCAUAGUAUCAAUAAACAAAUAUUGUAUCCAUAGUUUAAAAUUUUACAAUCCAGUGCCAAGACUAACCAGUCCAAAGUAUGUUUAAUUAAUCACCUCUUGAGAUGAAUCAAUAAAUUGCUCGAUACGGGGAUAAACUCAAGCCUAGUAGUCACCAUUGAAGUAACCAUCAUCGUCAUCAUUAUCAUCUGCAAAGUGAGGUUAGAAAAACAAGGAUUAAUCACAAAAGUAAACAUUUUGGGCUUAAAAAAUGGAAUGACAGUGACAAUGGUCAAGAUUGAAAUGCCUUUGUCCCAUCCACUCAUCAUCUCGGCUUAUAGACAUCAUCUUAAUCAUUAUAGACUCAUUUACCAAGUAUUUAAUCAGUGCGAAACAAUAAAUUCUAAUCAGUGAAAAAAAGUACGUUUGUAAACAAACCCAAAAAUCUCUUCCAAAAUCAACUCAUAAUCUCACAACUCUCAACAUUUUUACUUUUCUAAAUUGUGUAUCGAGUACAUUUUUCAGUCUAUCUUUUUUUUUUGUUUUUUUGUCCUGUUUUUUUCGUUAGUUUUUGUAUUUCAAUUUAGGUAAUCAUCAUAGAUUCAUUAACCGUAAACUGUAUUACUAAACCUGAUCGCAUGUAUAAUGCUGAAGCAAUGAGAUCAGUAACAAGGGCUCCACUUUCAUUGCCCGAGUGGAAGAAACACAUUUCGGAUAUUCGCAAAUUUUCAUCUUCACUAUGGACUUUAAAACCCAAUGUGACAAUAGACAAUCUCAUCAUAACUCUCCAUUCAACCAUUACGGUGCAAAUAUUAAUGAUUGGAACCAUAUUCGUGUCCAUGAGACAGUAUUUCGGUGAUCCGAUUGAUUGCUUAACCAAAGAUUCGGAUAUUAAAGCUUCCUUGAUUGAACAUUAUUGUUGGAUAGAAGGUGCUUUCUCAGUGAUCGCCGGUGGUGAAACGGGAACAUCCCAAGCUUAUCCUGGAGUAGCACCAACUACAACCGCAUCUGUUAAACGCCAUCACAAGUACUACCAAUGGGUCUAUUUUGUAUUAAUUAUACAGUCAAUUAUGUUUUAUUUACCAAAAUUUUUAUGGCGAUCAUCGGAAUCUGGACGACUUCGAGAGCUGAUUAGUAAAUUAUCUAGUCGAUCAGUUGUCGAGUUGGAUGAAACAUCACGAAUUCAUAUUGUUCAAGAAUUGGCGGACAACUUGGCGAUAUCACACAACUAUUUGAUAACGGUCAUCUUAUGUGAAGUUUAUUGUCUUUUCCAUCUUGUGAUUCAAAUUUGGUUUACCAACAUAUUUUUAGGAGGAUCAUUUUAUACUUUAGGAUUACGCUGGUUAGCGUAUGCAAAUCAUUUUUCCAGUGAUGAUCCACUGAUUGCAAUAUUUCCUAGGAUGGUCAAGUGUACAUUUCAUAAAUAUGGAUUUUCUGGAACAAUGGAAACCAAAGAUGCUCUCUGUUUUUUGCCGUUGAAUAUUGUCAAUGAAAAAAUUUACGCCAUUCUUUGGUUAUGGUUUGCUAUUCUUUUAGCAAUUACGACGUUCCAUCUGUUAAUGGAGACAAUUUUCGUGUCCUUUAGAUCAUUGAGAAUACUCCGAGUGACUUGGCUUGCUCCAGGAUGUAAACCCACCUUUAUUAGAGGAAUAUGUAAACGAGCUGGACAUUGGUUAAUUUUGAGCUUUGUCGCAAAUAACAUUAAACCUUCUUACUUUCGUGAUUUGAUGGCCUUUUUGGAAAGAGAUCAUUUCGAUCCUAAAGGAAAACCUCUUCACGUUUCUCGAGUCGGUGAAUCGUUUGCACGGAAAAACACACCAACAAAAUCUAAUCCAGCAGCUCCUCUACCUAAACCUUAUAAAUCAAAGUCAAACAAAAAACUAGCAGCUAAUACUGCAUUAUCAUCAGCUUUAGCUUCCCAUUUGACUCCAGCUAACAAUUUGAUGAACUCAAAUAAACAUAGCAAUCUAUCUGCAUAUUUAAGAUCUAAUAAUUGUGAUCCUCCUGGACCUGGUUUUGUAGCAACUGCACCAAGUAAUUGGGAAUCGGCAUACUGGGGUGAUGACAAUGGACCCACAGAAGUUACCAAAUUAACCUCUAAUCAUAACUAUUGUGAUGAUCCUCGAGACGAAUGGGAAAUCGAUGGGAUUGCUGUUGAAGGAGUUAGUGGAGUGUCUGGUCGAGAUGGUGAAAAAGGCAGUGAAUGGCGCAGUUGGCCUGACGAGCCUCCAUCCGACGACGAUGUAGGCUAUGAAAGGCCGAGAUCAAACAACUGUCAACUAGGUCCAGAACUAAGCAAUAUUACAAUAGAAUGGCCCAGCAAAUAAAUUAAUUGCAACAUUGUUUAAACAUUUUCAUUUUCUUAAUAUUUAUCAUUCUCACAUUUUGACAAACCAACAUUUAGUCAAUAUUCAUCAUAUUGAUUUUUGUAUCGAGUGCCUUUUAAUAUUGAUUUUUUUGCUAACAGAAAAAUUAAAUUUUUCUUACACUUUUUAA
Tetranychus urticae (two-spotted spider mite) is the source of this 4104-nucleotide messenger RNA. RefSeq names its product innexin inx2. Gene Ontology annotation, molecular function: gap junction channel activity. The record is from RefSeq and is a predicted model, not a curated record. NCBI's taxonomy places the organism in Eukaryota, Metazoa, Arthropoda, Arachnida, Trombidiformes, Tetranychidae. Gene Ontology annotation, biological process: phototransduction. Gene Ontology annotation, cellular component: plasma membrane; gap junction.